UUUAAAAAUAAAUAUUUAUUCAGCACAUUAUUAUUAUUUGUGACAUAUGUAUUAAGUAAUUAAAUGCAUCAUUUUUUUUUAAUUUAGUUAAGUUUUAUUACGUCAACAUUUGCUGAACAAAAAUUUUACAUCAUGAUGUCUGAUCACGUUAUUAAAAAUAAAACUAAAAGGCCCAUUUCGUCGGUUAAAAAACAGGUAUCUACCCCGAUCCGACCCACAAUUAAAAUAUUAACAAAGAAAAAAAACACGUACACAGAGGAAAAAAGUUAUAUUUGUACCAUGUCACAAAAUUCGUUAAUGAGUAAUAAAUAUGAUAAAAUUCAGAGAACAAAUCUUAUGCCAACAUCAUCGAUUCCGCGUUCGUCCCAAAGUGAACUGAAAAAACGUUUCAUCGACAGAUCUGAUAAUUUGUCAAAAAAAAACUACCAGACAUUAUUUAAAGAACUAGAAGAGCGAUACAAGGACGUAACGAUUGAAUUGGAAAAAAGUAAACAAAUGAUAGAAUCUCUUCAAAAGCAGUUGAAUAAAGAUAAAGAUGAUAAAGAAAUUCAGACAUUUGGAAUUAGUUUUGAACAAUUAGAAACUAACAUAAAACAAUUAGAAAUUAGUUUGAAAAAUAUGACCAGUGAAAAAUCAUUGUUGAAUUUAGAAUUGAAAAAAACAAAAUUCGAUUUAGGUGUAAAAAACGAAGACUUAUUGGCUAUGUCUGAACAAAAUUCGACAUUAAAAUCAGAACUACAAAUUUUAAAUAAAAAAAUAGAUGGUUUAGAGAAGACAGACUUAGAAAAAACCUCGAGAAUUGAAAAUUUGUUCAACGAGAGAAACAAAUUAAAGAAUAAUUUUGUCGAAGUUUCAAAGGAGAGAGAUUUGUAUCAAGAGGAAAUAAUUGUACUAAAAAAUAAAUAUACAAAAACUAAUAAACAACUGCAUGAAUUGAGAUCCGAUGUUGGACAAAAGAGAUCCGAAUUUGUACAACAUUCCAUGCUAUUAAGUGAAAAAUCUGACUUAAAUCUUAAACAGAAAAAAGAAAUAAGACUCAAGGAAGAAAUAAUUUUGGAACUGGAAUCGAUGGUCAAACGUUUGACACUUGAAAACAAGGACUAUACUAACAUUAUCGAUCGUUUAAAAAAUGACAGUGUUGAGUUGAAUAAGGUAAUAAAACAGUGGGAAACCAGGGCUGGUUGUUGGAUUAAUACGUUUGUUCGAGAAGAAUUCGAAUCAAAAAUCGAGGAUCUCAAAAACGAAAUCCAACGAUUAAAUGAUAACAACUUACAACUGACAGAAACGUUCAACAAAAUAAUUUCAGAAAAAUGCGAGAAAAUAUCUGAAAAAGAAAGAAUCGUCAAAAAGAAACAAUCAACCAUUGAUCAAAUGACGGAAAUAAUCAAUUUAAUGAGAAAAACAAAUGUUCAUAAUAGCGAUAACGAUCAAUUUACGGCCAUAGAGAUGGAUUGAGCGAUUGGAUUAUCCAAGGAAAUGUUUCAAUAUCAGUUGAAGAGGACUGAUUAUUGUGUAAAGAUAUAAAUGCUGGUGAAAACUGAAAAUUGACUAUAACCUGGUUACCAACACAAAUGAAGUCUCAAUAAUUAAUUUGAUUAACACAUAACAGCAACUGAUGGAGUAGUAGGAGUCUCAGACUUUGGAUGUGUCACAUCAGCUCCAAAAAUAAUUGCAUCAGCCAUACAAGGUGGGCUAAAUCAUAAAUGUUAUUAAAUAAAACGUUAUUUAAAAUAUAUUUAAUAAUUAAAAAGUGAAACUUUUAUUAUA
Messenger RNA from Aphis gossypii (cotton aphid), 1767 nucleotides. RefSeq lists its product as uncharacterized. The coding region runs from base 133 to 1455 and encodes 440 amino acids. Lineage: Eukaryota; Metazoa; Arthropoda; Insecta; Hemiptera; Aphididae. The record is from RefSeq and is a predicted model, not a curated record. The transcript is spliced from 9 exons.